AUGGUCAUAGAGGUUGAGCACCCUUCUGUUGGGUUAUCAAAAAUAGCAGUUUCUGAAACUCAUGGAGAGGACUCACCAUAUUUUGCAGGAUGGAAAGCAUAUGAUGAAGACCCUUAUGAUGAAUCAAACAACCCAUCUGGCGUCAUUCAGAUGGGAUUGGCAGAAAAUCAAGUUUCAUUUGAUUUGCUAGAAGAAUACUGGGUAAAACACUCAAAAGAAACUAGCUGGGGAAGUAGAACUUCUGGCUUUAGAGAGAAUGCUUUGUUUCAAGAUUAUCAUGGCCUAAAAUCUUUCAGAAAGGCAAUGGCAAGUUUCAUGGAACAAAUAAGAGGGGGAAGAGCCAAAUUCAAUCCAGAAAGAAUUGUUCUAACAGCAGGCGCUACGGCUGCUAACGAGCUAUUAACCUUCAUUUUGGCCGAUCCUGGCGAUGCCUUGCUUGUUCCAACUCCUUACUAUCCGGGAUUUGAUCGAGAUUUGAGGUGGAGAACAGGAGUGAAAAUUGUACCAGUCCACUGUGACAGUACCAACAAUUUUCAGGUCACUCCUCAAGCUUUGGAAGAAGCAUACAAUAAUGCAGAAGCCAUGAACAUUAAAGUGAGAGGGGUACUCAUAACCAACCCAUCAAACCCAUUAGGAGCAACCAUUCAACGAUCAGUCCUCGAAGAUAUUCUUGAUUUUGUCACUCUCAAAAACAUCCAUCUUGUCUCUGAUGAAAUCUACUCGGGAUCAGCAUUUCUUUCUUCUGAAUUUGUCAGCAUUGCAGAAGUUCUCGAAUCCCGUAACAAUAGAGAAUCAGAGAGAGUGCACAUUGUGUAUAGCCUUUCAAAAGAUCUCGGCCUCCCUGGCUUCAGAGUUGGGACUAUAUACUCGUAUAAUGACAAGGUCGUCACAACAGCAAGAAGAAUGUCUAGUUUCACCUUGAUUUCUUCUCAAACACAGCAACUUUUAGCUUCAAUGUUGUCUGACAAAAAGUUCACAGAGAACUACAUAAAGACUAAUCGAGAAAGGUUGACAAAGCGAUACCAAACCAUCAUUGAUGGCUUGAGGAAUGCUGGUAUCGAGUGCUUGAGAGGAAACGCGGGGUUGUUUUGCUGGAUGAAUUUAAGUUCAUUGUUGGAGAAGCCCACAAGAGACUGUGAAUUGGCUCUUUGGAACUCAAUACUGCAGGAAGUGAAGCUAAAUAUAUCACCAGGGUCUUCUUGCCAUUGUUCGGAACCCGGCUGGUUCAGAGUUUGCUUUGCAAACAUGAGUGAGAAAACACUAGAAGUUGCACUCAAGAGGAUACAUGAUUUCAUGGAACAGUAA
Ilex paraguariensis (yerba mate) is the source of this 1305-nucleotide messenger RNA. The record is from the annotation of a GenBank genome assembly. Lineage: Eukaryota; Viridiplantae; Streptophyta; Magnoliopsida; Aquifoliales; Aquifoliaceae.